Aspergillus affinis is the source of this 1983-nucleotide messenger RNA. RefSeq lists its product as uncharacterized. The transcript is spliced from 3 exons. Bases 1 to 1983 code for a protein of 660 amino acids. NCBI's taxonomy places the organism in Eukaryota, Fungi, Ascomycota, Eurotiomycetes, Eurotiales, Aspergillaceae. The record is from RefSeq and is a predicted model, not a curated record.
AUGGAGACGCAAGUUCAGCAGAAGUUUAUUCAACCCAACAAGGAAGCAGCCAGCUGGAAACAUGUUAGAUUGCAUCCUCAAUCAUCGAGGAUAGUUACGAAUUACAUGAAAAGCAUCUCGAAUCUGACGCACUCAGCCCAAGGCAAGACAUUGUCAAGUGGUGCACAGCUAAAACCAAUUGAGGCACAGUAUCAAGACGAGUUCUAUCAGUGUUUUAAUAAGAUAGCCGGUAGAGGUGUGCCAGUCUGUACCGAGUGGUCCAGGACCACAGAAGGCCGAGUCGAUUUUUGGAUUCCUGGCCAGAAAUGGGCAGUGGAGAUUGCCCGGGAACAAGACCGAAUCAACGAACACAUUAUGCGUUUUCACGAGAAUGGCCAGUAUUACCCUUGGCGAGUAGAUGGUAUGAUCCAAGAUUUGAUCAUUGUCAAUUGUACCACUUCUCUGCCGACACGUGGGUACGAAGAGACACGGCUUAUUCAUGCAGUUUUCAAGAAGGACUAUGCAGACUUGCAGAUUCUUGAUAAUCAGAUGGAAAUUUUACAGACCUCUUUUCGCAGGCGACCAAAAACACCACAGCCGGUCCUAACUAAACGGCCUCGUGCUAAUCAGUUCUGCGUUUACAAUAUUCCAAACGAAUUGUCUGAAUAUACUCAUCGUGUCGCAGCGUACAUCAAAGAAUAUAAGUCUCCGCACAAAGUCAAGAUAGGCCUUAUAUACGAAGGAUUGGAUGACAUGGAUAUCGAAGAAAUCAUGAUACAGACUGAUGAUGAGACCCCAAAAGUUCGGUUCCAGCGAGCGCUUGUUGGACUCCUGUCACAGCCUUUUGACUAUAUGGUUCGUGCUCAUACCCAAGUGGGAGUCUUCAGUACUGGCGAAGAUCCCUCUGUACUCUUUUACCACCUUUCCGUUCCUAAGGGGGACGUUGGAGAUGAAACCGGAUGGGAUCCUUACUCUAACUAUCCCAAUCGUCUACAUUUGACCGCCGUAGGUCAAUCUCUUGCUUUUACACUCCAGGCGCUCAAGUUGCAACAGCGGAGCCAGACCUGCGGGUUACAGGCAAUGAAUACACUGCCAAAAUGGGAAAUUAUACUUGCGGACGCUUUGGGUGAGAUUUCGAAUAAGGAAGUUCCAUCGUCUGAAUAUCGCCCACCAAGAAGCGAAGGUUUUAUUCGAUCUCCAAUACAAUUACGCCGUAAGAGACAUGGGCCCACUCCGAGAGAUUGUCGACCAUCACAAUGGCAUUGUGACCCUGAAGACGAGGAAGAAAACCCCAACACACCGAGCCGGAGUCAGCGUCCUUCACGAUCAAGACGGACAAAACCAGAAUCGGCUCGCUUGAGUCCUCCCACAUCUUCCCAAAGUUCUUUCAGGAAGGAAAAUCAGCGGCGUUACUACACACUCAGAUGUCUGCAUGGGAUGGUGAAAGGACGUGGGGAAGAUCUAGAUCAGGCUUGUCCUAAUGUCCGUGAUCAUGGAACAACGCGCCAUACAAUUGAUUCGAAAACCUUUCUUAGUCGAUUAAAGCGUCAGCUGUCUCAGACUAUUAACGCAAAUUGCGAAAUUCUCGAUAUACACGACUCUCGGGGCGCUCUUCUUAAAGUAACGCUCUCCUCGCUUGGGUACACCGUCCCUGCAAAAUGUACCGAGUUGAAAUUCCGCGAUCACCUUCACCACGAAGCUGCUAUAUAUGACAAGCUCCGUUCAAUUCAGGGCCAGUACAUUCCUUUUUAUCUAAGGAGCAUUGACUUGGAUCAUCCCUAUAGCUACGAUGGGAUCGCCUAUCCGGAAUAUAUGAUGCUGUUAAGCCCAGGAGGGCAACCUACGGAUAUUUCUCUCCGCGCAAUAGGUUGCGAUCGUCUUAUCUCCAAAUUGAAAGAGUCACUGUCUGCGAUACAUGCCCUGAAUUUCGUCCAUAAAGAUCCAGCACCACGGAAUUGGUCGUACAACCCGGAAAUAAAGACGGUGGUUAUUUUUGACUUUUAA